UUUUCUAGUGUUGCUGACGAGACACUAAUUACUUACUGAAUGUACGGUUGUUGUUUCCAUUUCCACAUUUAUUUUAUUGCAUGUUGAUAUACAGUUGUAUGCUGUUAAUUAUCCAUACAUACUUUUGAUAACAACUUUUCCAUCAUGGACAAACGAGUCAAAGCGACUGCCAGUACGGGCCCCCCUCUUCCUCUCUCCUCUUUACGACUCAUGGUUUCUCCCCUGCGGCUGAUGUAUUCCUUUGUAUGGCAUGUGGUGAAUCAACGAAAUGUGAUGCACUAUGGGAAGGUCGAGGAAUUUGUAACUGUGGUGACUGAAGCUGUUCCAAAGUUGCUGAGUUACAAACAGAGGGCUCAACUCAUCCUGGGCCUGAGAGCAAGGAUGAUCUUGGAGAUGUUCCGCAAGGAUUGUCCACCUAACCCUCAGGCCAUCCAAUGUCUCCUGGGAAAGAUGAACAUCAGUGGAUCCGCAGGGCAGCAAGAUAUGGAAGUGGAGGAGUCGCAGGCUAACUUUGUGUCGCUGGUCCAAACCCUUCUGACAAACCCUUAUGAGAGGAAGCACUUCUUCCAGGAGGAGUUCCAUACACAGUAUGGCUCCAAGUAUGACACAGCACUGCAGGCCCUUGUGGGAGGCUUGGUCUUCAGACUGGAACAACUGUUAUCUGUGCCAGAUCUCUCCCAGAUAGCGUCCAUUAUCAGUGCUGCCCCCUCUGACCUGGAGGAGUGUGGACAGUCUGUGUCUGACCCUGAGCACCUGAAGAUCCUCCUCCAGCACCAGAACCUGCUAAAUAAAACCCAGUUAAACAGAAAUGGUCCCCCACUUCCUCUCUCCUCUUUGCGAUUAUUGGUUUCUCCUCUGCGGCUGAUGUAUUCAUUUGUAUGGCAUGUGGUGAAUCAACGAAAUGUGAUGCAUUAUGGGAAGGUCGAGGAGUUUGUAACUGUGGUGACUGAAGCUGUUCCAAAGUUGCUGAGUUACAAACAGAGAGCUCAACUCAUCCUGGGCCUGAGAGCAAGGAUGAUCUUGGAGUUGUUCCGCAAGGACCCACCCAACCUUCAGGACAUCCAACGUCUCCUGGAAAAGAUGAACAUCUUGGGGCAGAAAGAUGCAGAAGUGGAGGAGUCGCAGGCUAACUUUGUUGCGCUGGUCCAAACCCUGCUGAAAAACCCUUAUGAGAGGAAGCACUUCUUCCAGGAGGAGUUCCAUACACAGUAUGGCUCCAAGUAUGACACAGCACUGCAGGCCCUUGUGGGAGGCUUGAUCCUCAGACUGGAACGACUGCUAUCUGUGCCAGAUCUCUCCCAGAUAGCGUCCAUUAUCAGUGCUGCCCCCUCUGACCUGGAGGAGUGUGGACAGUCUGUGUCUGACCCUGAGCACCUGAAGGUCCUCCUCCAGCACCAGAACCUGCUAAAUAAGAUUCAGUUGGUACCUGUCACGUCCUCUGUAGGGGACUGUGUGCUGUCCUCCCUGUCCUUCCGCUUAACCUGUGGAAUGCAGUCCAUGCAGACAGAUUUUUACGAACCAGCGGAAUCAUUAGAAGCCGCUCUAAGCAUCAUGAGCCCUGCCUCCUUCAGUGACUUGGAGGAUCUGGGAAUGGUGCCAGUUGAAUCGGACCAUGCUGGAGCAGUAACUACUGUGGAGAGAGAAGAGCAGAAUGCCAGGGAUAACGGGGGUCGCGUGAAAAAUUCAGCAGUCGACAGUGAAGAAGACAAUGCACUGUCAAAGAACGACAUAGUCUCACCUACUCCUCAAAGUGUAAGCAGGCCAGUGGGAGGGGCACCAACAGUAGAGAGCAUGCUGCCAACAGAGAGACACAAGGAGCUUGCAACACUGAUGAAUACUUUCAUCGCUGAUGCCUCUCCUUCACAUAUUGUCACCCCUGCCACAGUCACCAAUGGGAACCAGCCAGAUAACCAGCCGGUCGGGCUAGCGAGUGUCCACCAGUGGGUCUCCCACAUUGCAAGUAACUCGAUUUUGCUCCCUUCCUUGCCACCCCUUCCACAAAACAAUGAUGUAGACCAGGAGAUCCGGUCAGGUGACACGUGUCUUGGAAGCAGUGUGGAAAUUGGGGGUCAGGAAGCAGAAGCCAAUCUCUUAGAGAAGGCUGUUCUCCGAAGGAGACUGCCCAAGCCACAAAGAAUAACGAUACCCUCGAAGAGGAAAAUCCCUGAGGCAACCAUCAUUUGCCAGGAGUGUGGGAAGAGUUUUGUCUAUCCGUCUCAGCUGGAAAAUCACCUCCGCAUUCACACAGGAGAGAAACCUUUCAAGUGCACUGAGUGUGGCAGGGCCUUCAGGUCCUUAGGAGGCAUGACCACUCAUAUGAAAAAUCACUCUGAAGCGCGGCCAUUUAAGUGUGAAAAGUGUGACAAGGGCUUUCGGAAAAAGGCUGACCUGAAGAAUCAUCAGCUCAUCCACACGGGUGCGAAACCACAUAAAUGCACCAUCUGUGGAAAGGGCUUCAGCCAAGCAUUCUAUUGCAGAAUACAUAUCCAGUCUCAUGCAAGUGAAAAUAACUUUCCCUGCACUCAUUGUCCGAAGAGAUUCCCAACCCAAUACAAGCUGUCUGUCCACGAGCGCUGGCACACCAUGGAGCGCCCGUUCAUCUGUGAGCAGUGUGGGAUGCGCUUCUUUCAUCCCAGUGGGCUGAAGAGGCACAUGGGCUAUCACAUUGGGAACCGCCCGUUCCUGUGUGCCCAGUGUGGAAAGACUUUUGUUUAUGAGUUUGACCUGAAGAAACACCAAAGGGACCAUGGCCCCAAGCCCAAGAUCCCAUGCCCUGUCUGUCAGAAGGUGUUUGGCAGCAACGGACUCAUUAAGGCCCACAUGUUUACGCACACCUCUGUAAAACCUUACAGAUGUGACAUAUGUGACAAGACCUUUAAACAGAGCAGCAGCUUGAGCAGUCACAAACGUCUGCACACGGGUGAACGCCCUUACCACUGUGACAUGUGUGGGAAGACGUACAAGCUAAAUCAGCACCUGAAGGAGCACAUAAUUGUCCACCACACGGCGGAGGGGCACCCUUGUGACCAGUGUGGAAAGGUAUUCAAGUUACCACGUCUUCUGAAGGCGCAUGAGCGGUUGCACUCAGGAGAGCGAUCUGAACAGACAAGGAAAUACAGUCACACCAGCCGUCGCAGGAGAAAUUCCUCCAAAAUGAGUUGAUUUACUGCACAGUGGCUGCCUUCCAUAGACACCGACUGGAAUGCUAGUUUUAUUAUCCUGACAAAUUGCCAUUGGCUGAAAUACUAUUUCUAUUUUUUUUGUGGUAGACUUUAGAUUUUGGACCAGAAUUCAGGAUUCCCUUAAUAGACUGAACAUUGAAAAAUAGUAUAAUGUCUGGCUUAGUUAAUGCAGCAACAAACGUAUCUCCUGUUAGAUAACAAUUAAUGAUUGUGUCAUUAAAACAUAUUUGUUUGUGAUGCUUUUUGGAUAGAUUAUUGAAAUUCCAAUGACAUAAGAUGUAAAUUGACAGCUACUCACAUAUCUCUUUUUGAGAGUAGUCAAUGAUUGCAGGGAGCCUUUACAAAAAAAUAUGCACAACAUUUGGUGUUGGAUAAAGGCAAAUAAAGUCAACAUUGUGUGCCACAA
Messenger RNA from Oncorhynchus gorbuscha (pink salmon), 3588 nucleotides. RefSeq lists its product as uncharacterized. Gene Ontology annotation, cellular component: shelterin complex. Gene Ontology annotation, biological process: telomere capping; regulation of telomere maintenance via telomere lengthening. Lineage: Eukaryota; Metazoa; Chordata; Actinopteri; Salmoniformes; Salmonidae. The record is from RefSeq and is a predicted model, not a curated record. Bases 145 to 3162 code for a protein of 1005 amino acids. The transcript is spliced from 12 exons. Gene Ontology annotation, molecular function: telomeric repeat DNA binding.